AUGGCGGCCGCCUCGCCCAUGGCCCCCACUGGGGUCUCCCCAACAGGUGGCGGAGGCACCCCCGGGCUGCUGCAGCCCCGCUGGAAGCGGGUGGUGGGCUGGUCGGGGCCCGUCCCCCGUCCCCGCCACGGCCACCGGGCCGUGGCCAUCAAGGAGCUGAUCGUGGUCUUCGGAGGGGGCAACGAGGGCAUCGUGGACGAGCUGCACGUCUAUAACACAGCUACAAACCAGUGGUUCAUCCCAGCUGUGCGGGGAGACAUCCCCCCUGGCUGUGCGGCUUAUGGGUUUGUUUGCGAUGGGACUCGCCUGCUGGUGUUCGGUGGGAUGGUGGAAUAUGGCAAGUACAGCAACGACCUCUAUGAACUUCAGGCCAGCCGCUGGGAGUGGAAAAGGCUGAAAGCCAAAACUCCCAAGAACGGGCCCCCACCCUGCCCACGCCUCGGCCACAGCUUUUCUUUGGUGGGCAACAAGUGCUACCUAUUUGGGGGGCUGGCCAAUGACAGCGAAGACCCCAAGAACAACAUUCCCAGAUACCUGAACGACCUCUACAUCUUGGAGCUGCGUCCAGGUACUGGUGUGGUGGCCUGGGACAUCCCUAUCACCUACGGGGUGCUGCCUCCCCCGCGGGAGUCCCACACUGCCGUGGUGUACACGGAAAAGGACAGCAAGAAAUCCAAGCUGGUCAUCUACGGCGGAAUGAGCGGCUGUCGUCUGGGCGACCUCUGGACACUGGACAUUGAUUCUUUGACAUGGAAUAAGCCCACAUUGAGUGGUGUGGCCCCUCUUCCGCGCAGCCUGCAUUCGGCCACAACCAUCGGGAACAAGAUGUACAUGUUUGGGGGCUGGGUGCCGCUCGUCAUGGACGACGUCAAAGUGGCCACGCACGAAAAAGAGUGGAAAUGCACAAACACUCUCGCUUGCCUCAACCUAGACUCCAUGGCUUGGGAGCCCAUUCUGAUGGACACGCUAGAGGACAAUAUCCCUCGGGCACGAGCCGGCCACUGUGCCGUGGCCAUCAACACACGCUUGUAUAUCUGGAGUGGCCGUGACGGCUACCGCAAGGCGUGGAAUAACCAGGUCUGCUGCAAGGAUCUCUGGUACCUGGAGACAGAGAAACCUCCGCCGCCUUCCCGGGUGCAGCUGGUCCGCGCCAACACCAACUCCUUGGAAGUCAGCUGGGGCUCCGUCCCCACUGCCGACACCUACCUGCUGCAGCUGCAGAAGUACGACAUCCCGGCCGCCACCUCACCAGCUGCCAACCCCGUGCCCUCGGUGCCUGUCAACCCCCCCAAGAGCCCUGCUCCUGCGGCGGCUGCCCCAGCCAGCGCCGUGCAGCCGCUGGCACAGAUGGGCAUCACGCUGCUCCCCCAGGCCACAGCUGUCGCCGCCGCUACCGCCGCCGCUGUGGCUCCCGCGCCGCCGACCACAACCACCGUGCAGGUGCUGCCAACCGUGCCUAGCAGCCCUAUGCCGAUGCCCGCGCCUGUGGCUGCCGCCGCCCCCCGCCCACAAGUAGCGGUACCAGCCAUGCUGAAAGUCACCGGCCCGCAGGCGACCACCGGGCCGCCCCUGGUCACGGUGCGUGCAGCGGGGCAGGCUGGGAAAGGCCCGAUGACGGUGACUUCUUUGCCAGCAGGCGUGCGCAUGGUGGUGCCCGCGCAGACCACUCAAGGGACAGUGAUUGGCAGCAGCCCUCAGAUGAGUGGCAUGGCUGCUCUGGCGGCAGCGGCUGCCGCCACUCAGAAAAUCCCGCCCUCCUCCACCCCAACGGUGCUCAGCGUCCCUGCCGGCACCACCAUAGUGAAGACGGUGGCCGUUUCUCCCGGCACCACCACGCUGCCCACCACAGUCAAAGUUGCCUCUUCUCCCGUCAUGGUGAGCAACCCGGCAACCCGCAUGUUGAAGACGGCGGCCGCCCAGGUCGGCACCUCGGUCUCGUCCACCACCAACACACCCACCCGGCCCAUCAUCACCGUGCACAAGUCGGGCACCGUCACUGUGGCCCAGCAGGCCCAGGUGAUGACCACGGUGGUCGGCGGGGUGACCAAGACCAUCACCCUGGUGAAGAGCCCCAUCUCGGUACCUGGAGGCAGCGCGCUGAUUUCCAACUUGGGUAAGGUGAUGUCUGUCGUUCAGACCAAACCGGUCCAGACGUCGGCCGUGACGGGACAGGCGUCCUCUGGCCCCGUGACCCAGAUAAUCCAAACCAAAGGGCCCCUGCCCGCGGGCACCAUUUUGAAGCUGGUGACCUCUGCGGACGGGAAGCCUACCACGAUCAUCACCAGCUCCCAAGCGGGCGGCACGGGCACUAAACCCACCAUCCUGGGCAUCAGCAGCGUGUCUCCGAACACGACGAAGCCGGGCACCACCACCAUCAUCAAAACUAUCCCCAUGUCGGCUAUCAUCACUCAGUCUGGAGCGACAGGAGUCACCAGUAGCCCCGGGAUCAAGUCCCCCAUCACCAUAAUCACCACCAAAGUGAUGACGUCCGGCACUGGCACCCCCGCCAAGAUAAUCACGGCGGUGCCCAAGCUGACCGCGAGCCAUGGGCAGCAGGGCUUGACACAGGUGGUCCUGAAAGGAGCCCCGGGGCAGCCCGGCACCAUCCUGCGGACCGUCCCCAUGGGGGGAGUGCGGCUGGUCACCCCUGUCACCGUGUCUGCCGUCAAGCCCACCGUCACCACCUUGGUCGUGAAAGGAACCACAGGCGUCACGACUUUGGGCACCGUGACGGGCACUGUCUCCACCAGCCUAGCUGGGACUGGCGGGCACAACACCAACGCCUCCCUAGCCACCCCGAUUACCACUCUGGGCACCAUUGCUACACUUUCCAGUCAAGUCAUCAACCCGGCCGCCAUCACGGUUUCAGCAGCGCAGACCACCUUGACGGCCGCAGGAGGCCUGACCACCCCCACCAUCACCAUGCAGCCUGUCUCCCAGCCCACCCAAGUCACCCUGAUCACAACACCCAGUGGCGUCGAGGCCCAGCCUGUGCACGAUUUGCCCGUCUCCAUCUUGGCUUCGCCCACCACAGAGCAGCCCACGGCCACGGUCACCAUCGCCGAGUCGGGGCAGGGCGAUGCCCAGCCAGGCACCGUCACCCUGGUGUGCUCUAACCCGCCCUGCGAGACGCAUGACACUGGCACGACCAACACUGCCACGACGACUGUGGUCGGCUCUCUGGGCGGGCCAACCCAGGUGCAGUUUGUGUGCGACGGGCAAGAGGGCAUUGGGCUUCAGCACAACGGCAGGGUGGUGCGGGUCUGCUCCAACCCGCCGUGCGAGACCCACGAGACGGGUACCACCAACACAGCCACCAACGUGUUCAGCACCGGGCAGAGGAGGGUCUGCUCCAACCCACCGUGCGAGACCCACGAGACGGGCACCACCAACACGGCUAGCACCUCCAGGACGGAGAGGACUCCCACACAGCCUCCGUGCCAAACUUUCCAAACCAGCGCCACGAGUACCACCAUGACGGUGAAGCCCAUCGUGGGCACGGGCCAGCUCGUCUGCUCCAACCCGCCCCGUGAGACGCACGAGACGGGCACCACCAACACGGCCACCACUGCCACCUCAAACAUGGGCCGGGGGCAGCCCGACGGCGGGCAGAAAGAGCCGAGCGACCCCCAGUGCCAAACGCAGCAAACCAACACCACCAGCACCACCAUGUCGGCCAAAGCAGACGUGCCCACAGAGCAGCCCUGCGCGGUUCGGAUGGUGAGCUCGCUGCUGCCGGGGACUGGGGCGCCCAGCUCCGCCUCCAGUACCGCCCCGGGCCAGGCUGGCGAACGGCCACCCGCCCCGAGAACCCUCCAGUGUGAAUCCCACCACACCCACACCACCAACACCGCCACCACGGCGCGGUCCCUCAUGGGCCGAGGGCAGCCCGAGGGCGAGUGGGUGGGAUCUGCCAACCCUCCGUGCCAAACACAGCAGACCAGCUCCACCAGCACCACCAUGUCUGCCAAAGCCAACGUGCCUGCACAGCAGCCGUGCACAUCCCCGACAGCCUCCCCGGAGUUGGCCGCGAGUCCGGUGCCCCCACCUGCCACUUGCGAGACCGACGCCAAGACCGCCAGCCCCCCCGCGUGUUCCACCCCGCCCUGCGAGACCCACAAGACGGGCACCACCAACACGACGACCGUCGCCGCUUCGAACAUGGGCGCCCCCCAGCGGGUGUGCUCCAACCCCCCGUGCGAGACCCACGAGACGGGCACCACCAACACGGCGACGACGGCCACUUCCAGCAUGGGCACCGGGCAGCAGCAGCAGGUGUGCUCCAACCCUCCAUGCGAAACCCACGAGACCGGUACCACCAACACGGCCACCACCACGACCUCAAAUGUUGGCGCCGCGCAGCAGCAGCAGGUGUGCUCCAAUCCCCCUUGCGAGACCCACGAAACGGGCACCACCAACACGGCCACCACGUCCACAUCGAACAUGGGCGGUGGGCAGGGGGAGAGCGCUCAGCAGGCGCCCGCGGUACCACCCUGCGAAACGCAGCAGACUGCCUCCACCGGCACCACCAUGACACCCAACAUUGAAGAUCAGCCCCCGGCGACCAACGGGCAACAGGGAGAACCCGAGAGCACGCUAACGGAGAGUGCCGCCGCUGGCAGCCCCGGUGCCGUCACCACCACCAUCCCCUCCACCCAGACCAGGGCCGUUACCACCGUCACGCAAUCCACGCCCCCGCCAGGACCCUCGGUGCCGAACAUCUCAUCCUUGGCUGACGCCCCUGCCGAGGAGGCGGCUCCCCCCGCCGAGGCUCUGGCCGCCACCAGCACAGACGCUCUCCCCGGGGCUGCCGAGCCACUGCGGCCCUCAGCAGAGAUGCCAGCAGCCGUCUCUGGCCCGCCAGCUGUUGCCCCACCCGCCCUGCCGGCCAUCGCCCCACCCGCAGAAAGCCCGCCGGCCGUCGCCGCUCCCCAACCGGAGCUCCCGGCCCCCGUGGAAGAGGCGCCCUCGGCCCCCGCUGCCCCCGCCCAGGAGCCCAUGGCCAUGGUGGUGCUGCCGCCGGCUGCCCCCGCAGCCCCUCCGCCUUCCGAGGUGGAGCCGCUGGCUCUGCCCCAGGAGCUGAUGGCGGAGAGCCAGGCCGGCACGACGCUGAUGGUGACGGGCCUCACGCCUGAGGAGCUGGCGGUGACGGCUGCCGCGGAAGCCGCUGCCCAGGCAGCCGCCACGGAGGAGGCCCAAGCCCUGGCCAUCCAGGCCGUCCUGCAGGCGGCCCAGCAGGCCGUGAUGGGCUCUGGUGAGGCCAUGGACACUUCCGAGGCAGCAGCGGCACAUGCCGAGAUGGGCCACGAGAGCCAGCCCACGACCAUUCCCAUCGUGCUCACCCAGCAGGAGUUGGCGGCCCUCGUGCAGCAGCAGCACCAGCUCCAAGAGGCUCAGGCGGCGGCCGCAGCUGCAGCUGCCGCCGCCGCUGCCGCCGCCGCCACCCAGCAGCACCCGCCUCAGCACCCGCUGCCCUCCCACUUGCCGACGGAAGCACUGGCCCCCGCCGACAGCCUCAAUGACCCGGCCAGUGAGAGCAACGGCCUGAACGAGCUGGCCAGCGCCGUCACCAGCACGGUCGGGCUGCUGCCCCCCACGCCCACGGAGAGCCUUGCACCCUCAAACACCUUUGUGGCCCCACAACCCGUGGUAGUAGCCAGCCCGGCAAAACUUCAGGCGGCAGCUGCUCUGGCAGAAGUAGCGAAUGGGAUCGAACCCGCUCCAGUGAAACCCGAGCCUCCCGCGCAGCCUCCAAAGGUGGUUGUGAAGAAGGAAAACCAGUGGUUUGACGUCGGCGUUGUCAAGGCAACCAACAUGAUGGUGACGCACUACUUCCUGCCAGCAGACGAUGCGCCCGCCACCGAGGACGACUCGGGCACUCUCCCGGAUUAUUCCCAACUCAAGAAGCAGGAGCUGCAGCCCGGCACGGCAUAUAAAUUCAGAGUGGCCGGAAUCAACGCCUGCGGCCGGGGCCCCUUCAGUGAGAUCUCUGCAUUCAAGACGUGUCUGCCUGGCUUCCCUGGAGCCCCCUGUGCCAUUAAGAUCAGCAAGAGUCCAGACGGAGCCCACCUGACUUGGGAGCCCCCCUCUGUGACUUCCGGGAAGAUCACGGAGUACUCGGUGUACCUGGCCAUCCAGAGCGCCCAAGCCGGCGAGCCCAAGAGCGCAGCCCCCGCCCAGCUGGCCUUCAUGCGGGUCUACUGCGGGCCCAGCCCCUCGUGCCUGGUGCAGUCCGCCAGCCUCUCCAACGCCCACAUCGACUACACCACCAAGCCAGCCAUCAUCUUCCGCAUCGCGGCCCGCAACGAGAAGGGCUACGGCCCCGCCACCCAGGUCCGGUGGCUGCAAGAGUCCAAUAAGGACGGCUCCAUGGUGAAACCAGCCAACAAGAGGCCGCUGUCCUCACCUGAUCUGAAAACUGCUCCAAAGAAGCCCAAGGCAGAAGGACAGUGAAGGGGCGUCCCCCAGCUGUCCCCUCUUC
Molecule: messenger RNA, 6481 nt
Organism: Euleptes europaea (tarantolino)
Lineage: Eukaryota; Metazoa; Chordata; Lepidosauria; Squamata; Sphaerodactylidae
Gene: HCFC1
Product: host cell factor C1
Exons: 28
Coding region: 1-6453 (2150 amino acids)
Biological process (GO): regulation of DNA-templated transcription; chromatin remodeling
Cellular component (GO): histone methyltransferase complex
Molecular function (GO): transcription coactivator activity; protein binding
Source: RefSeq, a predicted model, not a curated record